AACGAACCACCACUUCCUCUCUGCCCGCAACCCCGUUGCCGCAGACCGCCGCUGCCUUCCUCGACAACGACGGCCACGGCCACCGUCUCACGCAUCACGCACCUCUACGGACACUUCAUAGCUGCAUAUCCCCCCUCUGCGCCAAAACGCCCCCUUCCUCCCACGAGUGUGUGCGAAAACACUCCAGGGGAACCCUCGCUCGCUCGCUCGCUCGCCCCUAACAGCACCCCCGUUACCCCCGCCUUCAGUCACAGGCUCACUCGAACCCGCCGUCGUCAGCAGCACCGCUACCACUGCAACGACUUUGGUGUCCCCAUCUCCACUCGAUCAGAGCUUGUACACUACUACUCCUACUCCCUCUUUCCAUCUCUCGCCUCCAGCGUACGCCGCCGAGCAAGGCCGCAACCGCGUUGCCAAAGCCGCCGCCGCCGCCGACGCCGCCGCCCAUCGCCCGCUCCCCUGUCUCCCCUCAUCGUCACCUUCGUCCUCUCCCGCAUAUUUUAUCCUCCAGUGUGCAUCGGGGCCAGCACCUUCCCACCUACGCACGGCACGCCUCGCCCUAGUCGACCAACACGAUGGCGAGCAACCCGUUCCCGCCGACCCAGGCGGCACGGUACACUGAUCUGAGCGCGCUCAUCCAGACGCCAGAGAGCAGCAGCACCGCCGCCGCCGGGGGCGAAGCCGCAGCCGCCCGCACCUUCCCCUCCGAGGACACGAUUGCCGCCCUCCUCCAUGCGCGUGCUCGUGCAGAGCUGCCCUACACGCGCGUGUCGCCCUCGGGCACCGACUACAUCGUCGUCAACCCCCUCCGUGUGCUCUCUGGCCUCAACGACGAGAGCAGCAAGGGAUACGCCGAGGACGUCGCCCGCACCGAUGGCGGCAUCGGCGGUGACCCCCGCCAGCCGAGCGUGUACGAGCUCGCCGGCCGUGUCUGGCUCCUCAUGAGCCGUCAGCGCGAGACGCAGACGGUCAUCUACGAGGGUCUGACAGGUGCUGGAAAGUCGACCACUUCGCGCCAUCUCACGACCCAGAUCCUCAAGCUUGCGGCAACGUCAAAAGCCCAGCGCAGGCUGGCCGACCAGGUCUCGCACCUCCUCACACUCCUCGAAUCGUUUGGAAACUCGAAAACCCUCAUCAACCCGUCGGCCUCUCAGCACGGUCGUUACUUCGAGCUUCACUUUUCCCCAGAAGGCACACUCGCCGGAGCAAAGGUCCUCCCCUUCGGCCUGAACAAGUGGCGCAUUGGACCACUCGAGCAGGAAGAGCGUACUUUCCACGUCUUUUACCAGCUCCUCGCUGGCGCUAGUCCCGACGAGCGCGAACAGCUCCGCCUCGAUGACCCUGACACGUAUGCCCUCCUCGCGUCGAGCAACUGUUACCGUCUCCCCGGUGGACCGUUCUCGGAUGACUCGACGCAGCUCGGCGAGCUGCGCGCCGCGUUCGCGUCGCUGGGCUUCAAGAUGAAGCACGUCAGAUCCAUCUUCUCGGUCCUUACCGCCAUCCUGGUCCUCUCCAACAUUACCUUCACCGACACCCGCGCGACUGGCUCGCUCGGCAUGACGUCGUACGAAGAGCACACCACCGUUGUUGAGCGCCACCUCCUCGUCGAGGUGGCUACCCACCUCGGUGUGUCGGCCGAGGAGCUCGAGGCAGUGCUCGUCAACCGCACAAAGUGGGUGCGCCACGACCUCGCCUCCGUCUUCCUCGAUGCCGAGGGCGCCGCCUCGCAGCGUGACUCGCUCAUGCGUGACCUGUACGGCAUUCUCUUUGCCUUUGUCGUCGAGAUGGCAAACAAGCGCCUGGCGCCUCCACCCAGCGCAGAGACGCUUCAGAUCGUGCAGCUCGACGUCCCCGGACACCAGAGCCGAACGCUCACGACCGAGCCCAACCAGCGCAACUCGACCCUCUUGACCUCUGCCCCGCUCAUCAACGCCAAUGGCCAGAAUGGCUUUGACGAGUUCUCGGUCAACUUCCAGAACGAGAUUCUCCACUCGUACCUCCUGCGCAGGACGUUUGAGGACAACCUGGGAUGGAACGCCGAGAUCUCUGCAGACGGCAUCAAGCUGCCCCAGGUCCCCACCAUGGACAACGCGGCCUGCGUCGAGCUCCUCCGUGGUGGCCUCCUCGGAUCAGAAAAGCUCGCCAAGCACCCUCUCGGUGUCAUUGGCGUGCUGGCCGAGGUCGGUGAGAACAUCAAGGGCGAGGACCGCGAGGAGGUCAAGGCCGAUGCUGUGGUUCGCAGCCUCACCUCGACCUUUACCGGACACCCAUCCUUCAUCGCUCGUCCCCCAACCACCCUUGGUCCCAUGCCCAAGGAGGGCCGCAUGUUUGGCAUCAACCACUACUGUGGCCCCGUGGCGUACGACGCAACCGACUUUAUCGACCACAACGCCGACGUCUUUGACAAGCAGCUCGUUGGUCUUCUGCGCUCCUCUACCGACUCGUUUGUCACGAAACUCGUGUCGGGCCCCGCACUUGCCACCGAGGGCCACCCUCUGGACGACAAUAUCGUCGUCGAGGCCCAGGUUUCGGUUUCGCCUCUGCGCACCCCGACGCCCAUCGCGCACCCUAUCGAGGACCUCGCUCCUCAGGCGUCUGUUGCUUGGCCUAUUGACGACUCUGUCCCUCAGCCCGUCUCGGCGCAGAUCAACGCCACUCUCGCGACCUUGUUCGACACGAUUGAUCUCACCCGUGUCUGGGGCGUGCACUGCAUCAGACCAAACGACUCUGGACACGCCAACUCGUACGAUCGCCGUCGCCUCAAGUCGCAGGUCCGCUCUCUCCUCCUCCCCGACCUGGUCAACCGCCGUCAAGUUGACUACGUCGCCGACUACACUCUCCACCAGUUCUGCAUUCGCCACUCGCUUCCUGCGCAGGACGUUCACCGGACGGUCGAGGAUUUUGCUCGCCAGCACGGCUGGUUCCCAGGUACCGACUACGCGAUUGGAAACGACCGCGUUUGGCUUGCUUGGGGUCCCUGGCGCGAGCAGGAGGACCUCCUUCGGUCUACCGAGUCGCGUCACGGCAGCGGAGAGGAGACACUCACGGACACGGAGGAGAAGGGCGCAUUGACUCCUCGCGGUGCCUCUUCUUACGGUCACGGUAUCUACGGCAAGGGCGAGCACUACCCGGAGAGCCAGGACAACCUCCUUCGCACCCACUCACGCGGAUCCUACGGAUAUGCCGACAGUCCUGACCCAGGAGCAAGCGACCUUUGGCUCGCUUCCCGCAGUGGCCACGACCACGGCGGCGUCGGCGGCGGAGCGGGAGGUGGAGGCGGUGGUGGUGGUGGUGGUAACCGCGGUGUCGGUGGCUACGACGAGCACGACCCUAGCAACAACAACGGUCCUGGCGCGUUCAUCCAGACCGAGAAGCGCCACCACGCCACUGAGGUCAUUGCCACGACUGCGCAGCGUCGUUGGUGGAUCCGCAUCGUCUGGCUUCUCACCUGGUGGAUCCCAAGCUUCUUACUCAAGUGGCCUGGCGGCAUGAAGCGCGCCGAUGUCCGCAUGGCAUGGCGCGAGAAGGUCGCCAUCUGUAUCAUGAUCGGCUUCACCUGCGGCGUCGUCAUCUUCUACAUUAUCGGCUUUGGCAAGAUUCUCUGCCCCGACAUGGACAAGGCCUGGAACAGUGGAGAGUUGUUGGCCUACACUGGUGACAAUGGCGCUCCUUACUACGCCGCCAUCGCCGGUAAGGUUUACGACUUCUCCAACUUCUGGAAGCAGGAUCAUACCAAUGGUUUCGGCACGCCGACCAACGAGGCCAUCAUGGCCCAGUUUGGUGGACAGAACCUCAACCCCUACUUCCCAGUUCCCCUCUUCGCCGCCCCUGGCUGCAAGGAGCUGUCCAACAACCCCCAGCUUCAGCUCAUUCCCGCCAACAUCAGUCUCGUCUCCUUGCCCCAGGCUGUUCACUCGUCUGGAGCGCUCGGAGCAUCCAACUCGUACCCCGGCUCCGACUUUGCCAGUAACGAUUGGUACUGGUCAUCUCUGCUCCCCGCUUUGGACAAGCGCUACAAGGGAACAUAUGUUAUCGACAACAAGGACAUCCAGAGCGCUAUCAGCAACGACGCCACAACCUACUGGUCGAUCUACAAGGGCAAGAUCUUUGACCUCAGCGACUACUUCAACACCAUCUCCAAGAACAGCGGCGUUUCUGGCACCAACCUGCCGAACUGGGCCUUCCUCGACAAGUCGAUCACUGACCUGUUCAAGCAAGGCCAGGGUUCGGACAUCUCCAAGGCCUUGGACGAGGCCCUCGCGGCCAUGAACGCCGAUGAUGCCAAGAACAACCUCGACUGCUUGAACAGCGCCUUCUACAUUGGUGGCACCGACUUCCGCAAGACGGCAAGGUGUCUGGUUCAGAACUACAUGCUUUUGGCAUUCUCGGUUAUCCUCAUGACCACGAUUGUUGCCAAGUUCUUGGCUGCUCUCCAGCUUGGCGGCAAGCGCAACCCCGAACUGCUGGACAAGUUUGUCGUCUGUCAGGUGCCUUGUUACACUGAGGGCGAAGAGUCUCUCAAGAAGACGAUUGACUCGCUUGCGUGCCUCGAGUACGAUGACAAGCGCAAGCUCAUCUUCAUCAUCUGUGAUGGCAACAUUAUUGGUUCCGGUAACAACCGCCCUACGCCUCGUAUCGUCCUUGACAUUCUCGGUGUCGACCCCAAGGUUGACCCCGAGCCGCUCCUGUUCAAGAGUAUCGGUGAGGGCAGCAAGCAGCUCAACUACGGCAAAGUCUACUCUGGUCUGUACGAGGUCGAGGGCCAUGUUGUUCCCUAUGUCGUUGUUGUCAAGGUCGGCAAGCCCACCGAGACCUCUCGCCCCGGUAACCGUGGAAAGCGUGACUCGCAGGUCCUGCUCAUGCAGUACCUCAACCGUGUUCACUUCGACGCUCCCAUGUGCCCCCUCGAGCUGGAAAUCUACCACCAGAUGCGCAACGUCAUUGGUAUCGACCCCACGUUCUACGAGUACAUCUUCCAGGUGGAUGCCGACACAACCGUUGCCCCGGAAUCGCUCAACCGUCUCAUCUCUUGCACGGCCGACGACCAGAAGAUUAUCGGUAUCUGCGGUGAGACCAAGGUUGCCAACGAGCGCGAGUCGUUCACGACCAUGAUCCAAGUCUACGAGUACUACAUUUCGCACCACCUCACCAAGGCGUUCGAGUCGCUGUUCGGCUCGGUCACCUGUCUUCCCGGAUGUUUCUCGGUCUACCGUAUCCGUACCGCCGACAAGGGCCGCCCAGUCAUCAUCUCGUCGGUCGUCAUUGAUGAGUAUGCCGAACCCAACGUCGACACGCUGCACAAGAAGAACCUCUUCUCCCUCGGCGAAGAUCGAUACCUCACCACGCUCAUGAUGAAGCACUUCCCAACCUUCAAGAUGAAGUUUACGCCCGACGCUCUCGCCUACACCGUCGCGCCUUCCCGCUGGAAUGUGCUCCUGUCGCAGCGUCGUCGUUGGAUCAACUCGACCAUCCACAACUUGGUCGAACUGCUCUUCCUGCCCGAGAUGUGCGGUUUCUGUUUCUUCUCGAUGCGCUUCAUCGUCUUCAUCGACCUGCUCGGUACCAUCAUCCUGCCCGCUACCUUUACCUACCUCGUCUACCUCAUCGUUGUCGUGUCGACGCACAAGGCCCCGAUCCCCUAUAUUUCGAUUGGUAUGAUCGCCGCCGUGUACGGUCUCCAGGCUGUCAUCUUCAUCCUCAAGCGCGAGUUCAUGCUCGUCGGCUGGAUGUUUGUCUACAUCCUCGCGUACCCCGUCUACUCGGUCUUCCUGCCCUUAUACUCGUUCUGGUCCAUGGACGACUUCUCCUGGGGUAACACUCGCAAGGUUGUCGGUGAGGGCAGCAACAAGACUGUUGUCUACGACGACGACGAGCGCUUCGACGACUCGAUGAUUCCUCUGCGCACUUUCAAGGAGUAUGAGGCCAACGCCUGGGAGACGGCAUCGCUUCACUCGGACGGCGAGAAGGAGGCUCGCAGCGACUCUGGCCGCACUGGCCGUACGCGCCGCACUCGCAACACCAACUACGCCGGAUCGAUGCACUCGUCGGCUCGCAACAGCGAGUACAGGGACCACUCUGGCGGCUCUUCGCGCGUCCACUCGCCCGCCCCCUACAUGAACCCGCAGAGCCGUAUGCCGUCGAUGUGGGGUGGUGGUGGCGCUGGCAGCAUGUACGGUGAGCCGUUCACGCCACCCAUGGCGUUCGGCCCCAACCCGUUCAACUCGCCAGCCAUGUCGCUCGAGUCGCUUCGGCCCCCUACCGGCGGCAUGUUCCCGCCAUACGCCCCGUCGCCGCUUGCGGGUCCUCCUCGCAACACGAUGGUGUCUGCCGGCUUUGGCAUGGACCCUGCGCGUGCGAGCAACUACUCGCUUGCGACGACUGCCAACCCAUUCGGCGCCCCCACGCUCUCAGUCAACCCGAACCCGUCGCCAUCGGACGAGGCGGUGCUGAGCGUCCUGCGCAGCUACCUGCUGACCCAGGACCUGAUGACAGUAACGAAGAGAUCGGCCCGGGAGGCCAUCUACGGACUAUUCCCCAACGCCAACCUGCAAGAGCGCGCGAGUUGGCUCAAUGAGAACAUUGACAAAAUCCUGAGCGAGUAGUUAUAGACAUGACCUUGUUCUCUCCAACUCGGCGCGCCCCACCACCCACACCCCCCCCAACGCACGCACGCACGCCACAGCACACACCACGAUAUCCCCACUGCCACGACUACCCCGUCUUGUUCGUCGAGUGGCCCCUCACCUUGCACGCACAAAACACACUCUGAUUAAUGCCUCUAUGUAUGAAGGACUUUGCACCGCG
Molecule: messenger RNA, 6804 nt
Organism: Vanrija pseudolonga
Lineage: Eukaryota; Fungi; Basidiomycota; Tremellomycetes; Trichosporonales; Trichosporonaceae
Gene: CHS6
Product: Chitin synthase 6
Exons: 5
Coding region: 576-6602 (2008 amino acids)
Cellular component (GO): cell periphery; cell septum; myosin complex
Molecular function (GO): cytoskeletal motor activity; ATP binding; chitin synthase activity
Source: RefSeq, a predicted model, not a curated record